Populus nigra (black poplar) is the source of this 1102-nucleotide messenger RNA. Its product is annotated as photosystem I subunit O-like. The transcript has 5 exons. The record is from RefSeq and is a predicted model, not a curated record. NCBI's taxonomy places the organism in Eukaryota, Viridiplantae, Streptophyta, Magnoliopsida, Malpighiales, Salicaceae. Bases 1 to 504 code for a protein of 167 amino acids.
AUGAAAGAAGAAGAAGAAGAAGAAUUCUGUGGAUACGUUUCUUCAUUAAUGUAUCCACAGAAGUCCCUCUUGAAUCAAGUUUUUGGCACAUUUGCUAGCUCAUCAGCUGUUACAGGGUUGGGCAGUAGCUCACUUUCAUCCCCUUCUCGCGCUUCUUCGAUAUUUGUGAAAUCUCCGGUUGCAGCUAGAAGCCCCUUGAGGCUAGCAGGUACUCAUGGAGGAAAGUUCAUGUGCUUUGAGAGGGAUUGGCUGCGCAAAGACCUGAAUGUGAUAGGGUUUGGAUUGAUAGGGUGGCCAGCACCAUCAAGCAUCCCAGCAAUCGGCGGCAAGAGCUUGAGUGGUCUCUUCUUUGAGAGCAUUGGUACUGAGCUUGCUCACUUCCCUACACCUCCUCCUCUCACUUCCCAGUUUUGGUUAUGGCUGGUGACUUGGCACCUAGGGCUAUUCAUUUGCCUUACAUUCGGGCAAAUUGGCUUCAAGGGAAGGACUGAUGAGUACUUCUAAACUUAAGUAUUAGCUAGCCUGCCUUUUGUUUGUAAUCUCUCUAUGCAUGAUAUUUAUAUUGUGUCUUUUAGUGUUUUUUUAUAGUAUGGCUUGGUUAUUUUUUAAAAUAAUUUUUAUUUUAAAAUAUAUUAAAAUAAUAAUUUUUUAUUUUUAAAAAUUAUUUUUGAUAUCAACACAUUAAAAUAAUAUGAAAAUAUCAAAAAUAUAUUAAUUUAAAGCAAAUAAAAUUUAAAAAUUUUAAAAAUUUUAAAAUUUUUUAAAAUCACUUUUAAAAUGCAAUGUCAAACAGUAAUAACUCUUUUCUACUUGUUCAAAAGCACUUUCUUUUUUCUCUUCCUUGGUUAUACAUACGUACAAUAUUUGUAUGUAUAAUUAAUGUAUUAUGCAUCUAGCUAGCCAUGAUCCAAUUGAAGGGUAAAAAAAAAGGAGUGGGUGAGGAAUUGUUCCCAUUUUUGUGUUGCAUGCAUUAUUGUUUGGGGUAAAAUAUUGCUAAAAAGGGAAAAAAAAUGCAUUAAGCCGAGGAAAACGCCUCUGUUUAUGACGAUAAUUUAAUCCAAAUUUUAUGAAUAUCACUUGACCUGAAUAAAUAGGUUUUUUU